UCACCAUAGUCUUCCGUGCCAACCUGACCCUGGUGGCCUGGGGAGCUCCAAGCCCAGAGCAGACUCUCAGUUCUGCAGGAUCACGUCCCAGGUCAGCUAGCAAGGACAGGGGCUGUCCCUCAGAACCCCAGGCCCAGUGGGCUGGGCUGAGGUUUCAGGGCCCCUCCUGCCGCCUCAGCCGGGGGCGGAACCCAGACUCACCUGCAGCCCUACCUGAGCUGUCGGAGCAGCUGUCAGAGGCCAGGCAGAGCCACCUGCGAGUGGGAGCUGCUGUCGGGAGCCUCAGGUGCGGGGACCAGGCCCAGGAGGUCUGGCUCAGGCCAGGCGGUGCAGGAAAGGAAUGAAGCCGGGAGCGCCUCAAAGUCCAGCCUGCAGGGGACCAGCGCACAGAUGAGCAAGGAGCUGGGAGUUAUGGGGCCCGGAGCCUCAGGGGCCGGGAGCAGGCCUGAAACAGUUCCACGCUCAGCAGCGGGCCCUGGCGUCAGCCUGCACACCUAUGACAUCGUGGUCGUGGUCAUCUACUUUGUCUUCGUCCUGGCCGUGGGGAUCUGGUCGUCCAUCCGCGCAAGUCGAGGGACCGUUGGCGGCUACUUCCUGGCGGGGAGGUCCAUGAGCUGGUGGCCGAUCGGAGCGUCUCUGAUGUCCAGCAAUGUGGGCAGUGGCUUGUUCAUCGGUCUGGCCGGGACAGGGGCUGCUGGUGGCCUGGCCGUGGGAGGCUUCGAGUGGAACGCGACCUGGCUGCUCCUGGCGCUGGGCUGGGUCUUCGUCCCUGUGUACAUCGCCGCAGGAGUGGUCACCAUGCCACAGUACCUGAGGAAGCGCUUCGGGGGCCAGAGGAUCCAGAUGUACUUGUCCGUCCUGUCUCUCAUCAUCUACAUCUUCACCAAGAUCUCGACGGACAUCUUCUCUGGAGCCCUGUUCAUCCAGAUGGCCUUGGGCUGGAACCUUUAUCUCUCCACGGCGCUUCUGCUGGUGGUGACAGCCAUCUACACCAUUGCAGGGGGCCUCAUGGCUGUGAUCUACACAGAUGCUCUGCAGACGCUGAUCAUGGUGGGGGGAGCCCUGGUCCUCAUGUUUCUGGGCUUUCAGGAGGUGGGCUGGUACCCAGGCCUGGAGCAGCGCUACAGGCAGGCCAUCCCUAACGUCACAGUCCCCAAUACCACCUGUCACCUCCCACGGCCAGACGCCUUCCACAUGCUUCGGGACCCUGUGAGCGGGGACAUCCCAUGGCCGGGUCUCAUUUUUGGACUUACCGUGCUGGCCACCUGGUGCUGGUGCACAGACCAGGUCAUUGUGCAGCGGUCACUCUCCGCCAAGAGUCUGUCCCACGCCAAGGGAGGCUCAGUGCUGGGGGGCUACCUGAAGAUCCUGCCCACCUUCUUCAUCGUCAUGCCGGGCAUGAUCAGCCGGGCCCUGUACCCAGACGAGGUGGGCUGUGUGGACCCCGACAUCUGCCAAAGAGUCUGCGGGGCCCGAGUGGGAUGUUCCAACAUCGCCUACCCCAAGCUGGUCAUGGGGCUCAUGCCCAUUGGUCUGCGGGGCCUGAUGAUCGCCGUGAUGAUGGCUGCCCUCAUGAGCUCGCUCACCUCCACCUUCAACAGCAGCAGCACCCUGUUCGCAGUCGACGUGUGGCGGCGCCUCCGCAACAAGGCAACAGAGCAGGAGCUGAUGGUGGUGGGCAGAGUGUUCGUGGUGUUCCUGGUGGUCGUCAGCAUCCUCUGGAUCCCUCUCAUCCAGAGCUCCAACAGCGGGCAGCUCUUCGACUACAUCCAGUCUGUCACCAGCUACCUGGCCCCGCCCAUCACCGCCCUCUUCCUGCUGGCCAUCUUCUGCAAGAGGGUCACGGAGCCCGGAGCCUUCUGGGGCCUCAUGUUUGGCCUGGGAGUGGGGCUUCUGCGCAUGGUCCUGGAGUUCUCGUACCCGGCCCCGGCCUGCGGGGAGGUGGACCGGAGGCCAGCCGUGCUGAAGGACUUCCACUACCUGUACUUCGCGCUGCUCCUUUGCGGACUCACUGCCAUAGUCAUCGUCACUGUCAGCCUCUGCACAGCCCCCAUCCCUGUGGAAAAGCUCGCCCGCCUGACCUGGUGGACGCGCGACUGCCCCCACCCUGGCCAAGAAGAGGAGGCCUUGGAGAGUUCUCCGGGGAGAUCGGAGAGGCCGGCAGGAGCGUGCCCUGCAGGAAGUGGAGCAGCAGAGAACUCCAGUCAGGGCAGGGAGAAGCCGGCAGCCCCACACAGGUCCUGGGGAAAGCUGCUCUGGGGCUGGUUCUGUGGGCUCUCCCGGGCCCCAGAGCAGACCCUGAGUCCAUCAGAGAAGGCUGCACUGGAGCAGAAGCUGACCAGCAUCGAGGAGGAGCCACUCUGGAGAAGCAUCUGUGAUGUCAACGCCAUCAUCCUGCUAGCCAUCAAUGUCUUCCUCUGGGGCUACUUUGCAUGAUUCUGCAGCCCUGUCUAGCUAAGGUAGAUACACGUGGCCCAAGCCUGACCAGCCACAGAGACAGGCUGUCUACCUGCUCGCUGUCCAGGCCAGAAGCUACAGAGGCUGAGACUACAAGAGCCCCUGAGGAGCAUCUAACCAACUGCUCACUUGACAAGUGCAGAAAUGCGGGCCAGAGAGAGCACUCAGUGUGCUCAGGGUCACACAGCCAGACUCACCCUGGGUCCAGGGACUCCAGCUCUCCAUUACAUUGUCUCACAUUCCUACCUCUGUUAAGACGACUUAGGAACUCUUACAGUAUGUGUGUCUUGAGGUUAGAAAAGUGGAGUCUACAAGAAAAGAAGUAGCAAGAAAUUUGCAAAAAUCCAAAUGCUCCCUGUUAUUCCCUACUCCCCUUCCUCUGCCUCUACAUCUUCUCUGAUUUUAAGCUCCAGGAAUCUAUUUGCAGCACAUGUAUACUGUGGAGGGCUUUUUGUUUGUAUUGGUGUCUCCUUAGUGGUGGUUGUCAGAGCCAAAGGAGUAAGAGGCCAAAGAUGGAAUUAAAUAUGGUAGCGGCUGGUAUUUGGGGCAGGAGAUUCUUGAACAAUGGACGGUCCUUGCCCCUAUCCAACUCCAGCUCUUCCUACUCUCAAAUUCAAACAUGCACAAAGCUGCACCAUACCACAAAGUCCUAGGAUUGAGUGGUAAAGAGAUGACUUGUUGAAAACAAGAGGAAUCAAGGCCCAGCACUCUGUACUUAAGGGUAAGACCAGCAGGAGGCAGCAUAGACAACCUAGGAGCCUCCGCUUCUGGCCUGUUGCCUCUCUCCCUUUGCCUGCCAGGCACCCACAUUUAAGUGUCCCCUCUCCAGGAAGCUGUCCUAAUGCCCCGGGUGGGUCAAGCUCUACUACUCUCACCAUGCUUGCACCUGCCCCAUCACAGAACUGAUCACAUGUUUUCUCCUUCCUAUACUGAGUGCUUGAAGGGGCAGGGCCCAAGGACCGCUCCCAAGUGACUUUGUACCCCAAAAAUAAGAAGCGUUCAACAAAUACAUGUCCAAUUAAUCAUUUCUCCAAGGACUUUUUCGUGUACUUUGGGCUGUGGCUGGCUGGGUAGUGACUUUCGGGGACCUUACAUUGGCAUUUAAACAACUGUGUCUUGGAUACUAGAAUGAGACCACCGUGGGAAUGUCCCUUUCUUCUUCCAGCUGCCUAAGCUGUGCCUGCUCUCAUCAUAUCUCUUUAAUGCUAUCUUUGAUGAUCAUUUCACACUAAUCACUAAUACAAUUGGAUGCCAACAAAAGUCUGUGUCUUUGAGGUGUAGCUGAUUCCAUGAAUAGCUCCUGUCACUGCUGCCUCCAAAUUCUGGUUUCUAGCUGCCUGUUUCCUCACUGUGCCUUGUGCCAGGUGACUGCUCUCCCCAUUGUCCCCCGCUGGCCUGCACUGAGUACUCAGCCAUCGCCCUGAUUUCCCCACAGCUGUGCGCACACAUCACUUGUGUGCAAAGGAUUUUGCUGAAAGUUUGGGAAGGGGAAGAAUUUUACAACAUAGAAGCACAAAUUAAAACGAGAUAUUUUGGGGCCGGCGCUGUGGCUCACUUGGUUAAUCCUCCGCCUGCGGCACCAGCAUCCCACAUAGGUGCCAGAUUCUGUCCCAGUUGCUCCUCUUCCAGGCCAGCUCUCUGCUGUGGCCCGGGAGUGCAGUGGAGGAUGGCCCAAGUGCUUGGGCCCUGCAUCCACAUGGGAGACCGGGAGGAAGCGCCUGGCUCCUGGCUUUGGAUCCGUGCAGCACUGGGGGUAGCGGCCAUUUGGGGAGUGAACCAAUGGAAGGAAGACCUUUCUGUCUCUCUCUCACUGUCUAUAACUACCUGUCCAAAUAAAUAAAUAAAUAAAUAAACCUGUUUAUUUUAAAAAG
Molecule: messenger RNA, 4328 nt
Organism: Oryctolagus cuniculus (rabbit)
Lineage: Eukaryota; Metazoa; Chordata; Mammalia; Lagomorpha; Leporidae
Gene: SLC5A9
Product: solute carrier family 5 member 9
Biological process (GO): transmembrane transport
Cellular component (GO): plasma membrane
Molecular function (GO): D-glucose:sodium symporter activity
Source: RefSeq, a predicted model, not a curated record